AUGUACCUCUGCCGGCGACUCAAGCCUUGUCAUUUGCAGUACCAUUCCUCCAUUCUCCCCUCCGACAUACUUGUGCGGGCGUCGGACAACGAAAUGGACUUGGACGUGGACUCCCCCAGGGCGAUCCGCGUGCAGCGCCAUCCCUGGGAUCCCGGCGACCAUGGUGAGGACUCGGCGGUCCUCGGGUCAGACUCGGACGAGUCGAGGGGUGGGUCGCAGCAGGUGGCAGUGACCGAUCUGCUUGCGGGCGACAGUGGCGUGUUCUCGAGGAUCACGGACUGUCGUUGUUCAAGCGCAAGCAAAAUCCAAGCAAUCGACUAUGCCACCACCGACGUGCUUCUCCUCGAGAUCCUUGAUUACCAGACGGCCUUGGCAAUGGAACAAGCUUACGCCAAGAAGACGAAGCGCAAACACCGUGUAGACCGGGCUUCUCGGCCCGACACACUGAAGCUUACCAUUCAUACUGUCGAGGAGGUUGCAGAGGCCAUGGCAGACGACGAGGAGGUCUGGUAG
Apiotrichum porosum is the source of this 513-nucleotide messenger RNA. RefSeq lists its product as uncharacterized. The coding region runs from base 1 to 513 and encodes 170 amino acids. The record is from RefSeq and is a predicted model, not a curated record. The transcript is spliced from 5 exons. NCBI's taxonomy places the organism in Eukaryota, Fungi, Basidiomycota, Tremellomycetes, Trichosporonales, Trichosporonaceae.